Messenger RNA from Psylliodes chrysocephalus, 752 nucleotides. The record is from the annotation of a GenBank genome assembly. Lineage: Eukaryota; Metazoa; Arthropoda; Insecta; Coleoptera; Chrysomelidae.
CAAAGAAGUAGGGUUAUGCCCAUGUUAGAUAAUAAAAUUUAAAUAUAUACAUGUAAUAAAUGCAAACAUUUAAUCGUAAUUCUUGUAAUAAAUGAAGUUGUAUUCUCCGAAGCUGAAAACAUUCCUUAACAAAUGGCCUGGGAAAAGGUAUUUUGGGGUUUAUAGAUUUAUCCCAUUAUUUUUCAUGCUUGGAGCAGCCCUAGAAUUUUCUAUGAUAAAUUGGAACGUUGGAGACGUUAAUUUUUAUAAAACUUAUAAAAAGAGACAAGCCAAAACUUAUUUAGAACAACACACUGAAGAAGAAAGAUAUAAGUUGUGAUAUUUUUUUGUAUCAAACCAUGCCUGCUGGAGUAAGCUGGGGAAGAUAUAUUACUUUUGCCAUUACAGCUAUGUUAUCAAUGAUGGCAGGAUCCCAAGUAGUACAUAUAUAUUAUAAACCCUUAUCAGAUUUGGACAAAUACAUAGCAGAAGAAAAAAAGAAUUUAAAAACAUAAAUGUGAUAGUUUUUGUAAGAAUAAUAGAAAAUAUUUGUCUAAAUCAUCAAAUGUGCCUAUGCAAAUUAAUAUUUAGAGUUGAUCUUUUAUUAGUUAGAAGCUUCUUAAUGAUGUCCAAAAUUUGUAAUUAACUACCAUGGCAUCUCUAUGAUUAAAAAAUAUAAUAAUUUUGAAGAUAAAUUGUUAAGAUUUUUUUUGUAUAUGAUUUUAUUGAAAAUAUCACACAUUUGCUAUUUGGGCAGAUAUUUUUAGAGCUCU